GAGCGGCGCGCGUGCGUGCGCGCGCGCGCGGAGGGGGGGCGAAAAUGCGCGUCGUCGUCGUCGCGUGGAUAGUUUGGUGUUGUUUGUUUCAUCGCUUCGGCGCCGCCGGUCAAGGACAGGCGACCCCGGCCGUGUGCUCGCCCGCGUGCAGCUGCGACGAGGACGGCGGCGCCGACUGCUCCGGCAAGGGGCUGACGACCGUCCCCGCCGGCCUCAGCGCCUUCACCUGCAAACUGGACCUCAGCAUGAACAACAUCACCGAACUACCGGCAUACGUGUUCAAGAACUUCCCCUAUCUGGAUGAACUACGACUUGCGGGAAAUGACCUGUCAUUCAUCCACCCUGAGGCUCUGUCUGGACUGCAUCAGCUGAAAGUCCUGAUGCUCCAGAAUAAUCAGUUAAAGACGGUACCAAGUGCUGCGCUGAAGAACCUUCAUUCUCUGCAAUCCCUUCGCCUGGACGCCAACCACAUCACCGCGGUGCCGGAGGAGAGCUUUAAGGGGCUGCAGCAGCUUCGGCACCUCUGGCUGGAUGACAACAACCUGACCGAGGUUCCCGUUGGCCCUCUGAGGCACCAGGCUAACCUGCAGGCUCUGACGCUGGCGCUCAACCGCAUCUCCCACAUACCCGACAACGCCUUCACCAACCUCACCAGCCUGGUGGUCCUGCACCUUCAUAACAACAGGAUUAGGGAGAUAGGGGAGGACUGUUUCACUGGGCUUGUGAACCUAGAGACACUAGACCUCAACUUCAACAACCUCAUGGUUUUCCCCAAAGCGAUAGAGGCCCUCCCAAAACUCAAGGAGCUAGGCUUCCACAGCAACGAUAUUGCUUCCAUACCCGAAGGAGCGUUCCACAACAACCCUCUGCUGCGCACCAUCCACCUGUAUGACAACCCUCUAUCCUUUGUGGGCGCCUCGGCCUUCCAGAAUCUCUCUGACCUACACUCGCUGAUGCUGCGUGGGGCCAGCAUGAUGCAGGACUUUCCAGUCCUCACGUGGACCAACAACCUUGAAAGCCUGACCCUGACAGGCACCAAGAUAUCGUCUGUCCCCACUGAUCUGUGUGAGGAUCUCAAGUUGCUGCGGACGCUUGAUCUGUCCUACAACGAGAUUAUGGAGCUGCCGUCCUUCCAGGGCUGUGUCAAGCUGCAGGAAAUAAGCCUGCAACACAACCGCAUUCAACAAAUUGACCGAGAUACUUUCCAGGGUCUGUCUGCUCUGCGUUUGCUAGACCUGAGCAGGAAUGACAUCACAACCAUCCACAGAGAUGCUUUCCUUUCCCUCACCACACUUACAAACCUGGAUUUGAGUAUGAACUCCCUGACUGUGAUUCCAACAACGGGACUCACCGGCCUCAAUCAGCUGAAACUCUCAGGAAAUACGCAGAUGAAAAAUAUUCUGCCUGCAAAAAACCUACCCAAGCUCAGAUCAAUCUCUGUCCCAUAUGCAUAUCAGUGCUGUGCAUUUGUUGGAUGUGAUACCAUGAUCAGUUCUUCUGAGGAAAACAACAUCAAGACAUCCACAGAUGGGGGGGACUUGGAGAGAAUUUCCAUGGUGAUGCACUGCUCUCCCUCACCAGGAGCCUUCAAGCCCUGCCAUCACCUCCUGGGCAACUGGAUGAUUCGUUUGACCGUGUGGUUCAUCUGCCUGGUGUCCCUUGUCUUCAACAGCCUGGUACUGGUGGCCACCUUCUCCCCUGCGUGCCGGACCCGGGAUCACAGCCACUCCCAGACUCCAUCCCUCUCUCCCGCCAGGCUACUGAUGGGGCUACUGGCCCUGGCCAACCUGUUCACAGGACUGUAUGUCGGCGUGCUGACUGUCCUCGACUUCGCCACCUGGGGCUCCUUCGCCGAGUUCGGGGUGUGGUGGGAGAUGGGUGUGGGCUGCCAGAUCACGGGGGCUCUGGCAGUAUUCUCCUCGGAGUGGGCGGUGUUGUUGCUCUCAUUGGCGGCUGUGGAGCGGAGCGUGGCAGUGCGGGCACUUCUGAGGAAGGUGAUGGUGUCGCCGCGGAGGAGCGGCGUCGCCCACCAGGGUUGCUGGAGAGGAGACCGCCGCUUCCGGCUAGCCGCAGGAAUACUCGGACUUUUAGCCACUGCUGCAGCCUGCCUGCCUCUCAUGAGUUCCAGCGAGUCGUCCGCCUCUCCUCUCUGCCUGCCCUUUGCCGGUGGUGAGGGUCCGGCUCUAAGUAUCACGGUAGUUCUGGUCCUCCUCAAUGCACUGGCUUACUUAUUCACCGCAGCCAUCUACACCCAGCUGUACUGCCACCUGGGCAGGGUGGAGCUGGCAGACCCAGAGCAGACCGGCGCCCUUCGCCAUGUGGCUUGGCUCAUCUUUACCAACUGCAUAUUCUUCUGCCCCGUGGCAGCUUUCUCCUUCGCCCCGCUGCUGACCGGAUCAGGCUCCACCGUUGGCGGCCCGGAGAUCGCCAAGUCGGUCACCCUUAUUUUCUUCCCGCUGCCUGCGUGCCUGAACCCUGUGCUUUAUGUGUUUUUCAGCCCUGCCUUCAGGGAGGACUGGUUGAGACUACGGGGCCGUGAACGUGUGACCAGGGGAGUGAAGGCCGGCGCAGGAGGCCAGGGAGAUCACGGCGGCGGAGGAGGGUCCGGGGUCAUGGACGGAGGCUUCUCCUCACAGCUAGGCUUUGACUGUGGGAUGUAUUCCCAGCUUUGCGGGGAGACGGUCGUCUGUGAGCACUGCGAGGCAGCGCUGCAUGCCAGGACCUGUUCCUCCCCGUCCUCCUCCGCAGUCUGCAGACACUUGGUGAAGUCUCACAGCUGUCCCACACUGAUGGCUGGGGCUGCGGUGUGCCAGCGUGCAGAGGGGUACUGGGCGAACAGCAGCACACCUUCAGCUCAGUCAGAGUACGCGGAUGAGGGCGACUCGUUUGUGUCGGACAGCUCGGACCAGGUGCAGGCCUGCAGCAGAGCCUGCUUCUGUCAGAGCAGAGGUCUUCCUCUUGUACACUACUCAUACAACAUACCUCGUGUUAAAGACUAAAGAGCCCUCCAGAACUCUGACUGUGCGCCCACCGUUCUCUCUGUUAUGUGAAUAUGGAUGCUAUGAGACUAUUUUAAACGCGUUGCCAUAGCAAACAGGACGACGCGGAGCCUGUCCCGCUAACGGGCGUUCCAGGAGGCACUCGUUGUUGCUAUUGCUGUGCAAAAGGGGACUCCAGCGGUCGUUUAAAGGGAACUCGGCCCGGCAGUUUAAACCACCGGAGACUGUUGGUAAGCACAGACACCUCCCCUCCCCCAACGUCAGUCUAACCGAGCUGCAAUGUGUGUGUGAUCCGGACAGCCGACGUCAAGACGGCGGAGGAUCCUGCCACCAGUGCCUGCUUCCCGGUCGAGCUGGGACCGAGUACGAUCGAAGGCGCCUCGGAAGAUCUGUCGCUUCUUUCGCGAAGCCGAGGAUUUUCUGCCAUGGAUUUUUACCUGUACUUAUAAGCUUUUUUUCAAUCGUCGAAAUGAUGUCCUGAAAAUUGACGGUUUUAAGAGACUCUGUUAUAGCUGUUGAUUUUUGUACUUAAAUGUAGCAGCCGUAAUAAUCCUGUUUGUAGAAUCUUCUGUGUGAAUGUAACCUACCUUUCAGGUGAAUGAUUGACGUGAGAGUGGUCUUCGAUUCAAGGAGGAGGAGGAGUAAUGGUCCCAACACCGCGGAUGUAACGGAUAACUUUCACAGCACAUCGAGGCCCUAAUGUGACCCAUCAUCCGCCACGUGCCGCAUAUGUACACUCGAGGUUUCCCCGUGCUCCACACUACCUGGUCGUUUCAGCCAAGUCAUCCGUACCGUCUCCAAACUACCCGAACUCGAAGGUGGGGCAAGAAGCUGCUGAGAGGGGUGGGACUAGAAACGGGAAGCCUUCGUAAUCGCAAUGCAAAGAGUCAAGCUAAUGCAGGUAGUUCUCUCCCGCAGCUUUUCAUGGCGAAGGAAGAGCAGGCGGCGCCGUGGCAGAAGGGGUCGUGUGAAGGGGCGUCCGGGUGGCGUGGCGGCCUGGUCCGUUGCCUACCAACACGGGGAUCGCCGGUUCGAAUCCCCGCGUUACCUCCGGCUUGGUCGGACGUCCCUAGACACAAUUGGCCGUGUCUGCGGGUGGGAGGCUGGAUGUGGGUGUGUGUGUGUCCUGGUCGCUGCACU
Molecule: messenger RNA, 4139 nt
Organism: Lampris incognitus (smalleye Pacific opah)
Lineage: Eukaryota; Metazoa; Chordata; Actinopteri; Lampriformes; Lampridae
Gene: lgr4
Product: leucine-rich repeat containing G protein-coupled receptor 4
Exons: 18
Coding region: 45-2999 (984 amino acids)
Biological process (GO): G protein-coupled receptor signaling pathway
Cellular component (GO): membrane
Molecular function (GO): G protein-coupled receptor activity; protein binding
Source: RefSeq, a predicted model, not a curated record